CCUCUUCUGAGUCUGAGCACGAGAGCUCAUCAUCAACCGUUCUCUUCUGGGCUGAACGUUCGGUUUCCUUUUCUCUUUCCAAGGAAGGCGCCAUUUGCCUGCACCGGUUAUUUGCGUCUUUUCGUGAAAUAUCAUAGUUGGUGUCAAAUUAUCAUCAAAUCCUGUGAAAGAAUCUUUCAACUCAACAUCACACCUUUAUUUUAUUCGGCUAAGUGAUCUUCUAAUUCUCCAGCGGCAAUGAAGCGAUACUCAGACGGAGGAGGAGGAAACAUGGGUGGCCCGCAGAAGCGAUUCAGAGGAAAUCCCAAUGACAUUGAAGUCAGACUCCUGAUCCCCAGUAAAGUUGCUGGAUCUAUCAUUGGAAAGGGUGGAAAAAAUAUCUCAAGGCUUCGUUCCGAUUACAAAGCCACUGUAACAGUCCCUGAUUGCCCAGGCCCGGAACGUAUUUUGACUGUAUCCGCAUCAGACGUAGAUACCGUGCUGAAGGUGACCAACGAAAUCGUUCCCAACUUGGAAGAUUUCUCGCCGAGCGGUCGCGGUGGCAAGAGCAGCGAUGACGUGGAUCUGCGCAUGCUCGUGCACCAGAGCCAGGCCGGCUGCAUCAUUGGCAAGGCUGGCGGCAAGGUCAAGGAGCUCAGAGAGAAAACCGGAGCUCGCAUCAAGAUCUACACGAACUGUUGCCCGGACAGCACUGACCGCGUGGUCCAGAUCACCGGCAAAGGAAACACCUGUGUCAACUGUGUCAGGGAGAUCAUCGACCUCCUCAAAUCUGCGCCGGUGAAAGGCGUGGAGAAUCCGUACGACCCGCACAACUUCGAUGACCUGUACCCUGACGAGUACGGCGGCUACGGCAGCGCCGGGGGCGGUAUGGGUGGUCGCGGGGGUGGAGGCGGCGGCGGAGGCGGCAUGAUGGGCAACGGACCGCCGCCGAUGGGGGGCCGUGGAGGUGGAGGCGGUGGACCGCCACCACCCAGGGGCAUGGGAGGACCUGAUCGAUUCGGAGGACCACCUGGACCCCCUGGUCCUGGACCCAGAGGAAUUGGUGGCCCCCCUCCCUUGUCUAGAGGCGGCUUCGGUGGUGGAUUUGGUGGAGGAGGCAACGGCAUUGGCAUUGGCCCAUUGGGCAUCAAUGAUUCCCCCUCAAUGAUGGGCGGCCCCAUGGGUGGGCCAAUGGGGGGCGGAGGCCCCCCUCGAGGCUUAGGCAAUGGUGGCCCUCCCCUCCCCGAGUCUACGCAAGUCAGCAUUCCUAAAGAUCUGGCUGGGGCGAUAAUCGGCAAGUCGGGCGUUCGGAUUCGCAAAAUUCGCGGCGAAUCUGGAGCGGGAAUAACCAUUGAUGAGCCGGCACCCGGCAGCAACGACAGAAUAAUCACAAUCACUGGCAAUCCACAGCAAAUACAGAUGGCCCAGUACCUAUUACAACAGAGCGUCCAUGAGAAUGAUAUGAUGAGACCUUCAGGAAAGGGAGGCCGUUACUGAACUUUGGAUUCGAGAUCCUAAAUCUCGGAAAUCUGUGAAGUUUGCAAAAAUUUCCUCGAAUAUGCUCAUAUCUCAUUGUGACGGACUCAUACAGUGAUUAAAUAAUAAUCUAUUCUACAAUUAUGUCAUAAAACAAUUGACUCUUUCACAUAAUUAGUCAUGCUAGCUUAUAAAUCUCCACUACUAACUUGAUAGUUUUUGAAACUAGGUUAUGUUAAAUAAGUUGUAAUUGCCAUCCAAUUACAAUAAAGUUUUUAUAGCUAAAUAAACAAAAAAUGAAAAACUUCUAUUAUUCGAUCUGUGUUUUUCGUAAACUGCGUAUUUAUAAAAACUUUUCAGUGUGUUUGUCUUUGUAGACAUAUUUCAAAGUGCUGGUAAUAGAUGCCAUAUCUGACAAGGCUGGGAUCACCCAAGGUUAAUAGAUCUACCUCCUUAGUAGUAUAUUCACCUUGGCAAUCAUCAUGAUAGCCGAUUGUUAACUUAUUUUGUCGUUGAAAAUAAAAGAGUUGAAGCUCUUUAUAAUUUUUUAUAUAAUUUAACUAUACUCAUUGUCUUAUGUUUUUGUAACUUAUAAAAUAAUGUAGUUUCGAUAGAAGUAUACAAUAAUAGUAUGUUUGAGAAAUUUGGAAUAAGUGGAAUUGUCGUUCCUCAAGGUUUGUGCAUUCAAAUCCACUGAAUGGCGAAAAGCAAUUUUAUUAUUGGAUGUUACAAUUGAAGUUAGUUCAAUUACCUCAGAAGUUGUGUAACAUUAGAGAAAUAAACAUUUUUUAUUAGUA
Molecule: messenger RNA, 2252 nt
Organism: Nilaparvata lugens (brown planthopper)
Lineage: Eukaryota; Metazoa; Arthropoda; Insecta; Hemiptera; Delphacidae
Product: heterogeneous nuclear ribonucleoprotein K
Exons: 13
Coding region: 238-1476 (412 amino acids)
Biological process (GO): regulation of transcription by RNA polymerase II; regulation of mRNA splicing, via spliceosome
Cellular component (GO): cytoplasm; nucleus
Molecular function (GO): mRNA binding
Source: RefSeq, a predicted model, not a curated record